Messenger RNA from Vespula pensylvanica (western yellowjacket), 1502 nucleotides. RefSeq names its product DNA primase small subunit (gene DNApol-alpha50). Gene Ontology annotation, cellular component: alpha DNA polymerase:primase complex. Bases 190 to 1434 code for a protein of 414 amino acids. Lineage: Eukaryota; Metazoa; Arthropoda; Insecta; Hymenoptera; Vespidae. Gene Ontology annotation, biological process: DNA replication, synthesis of primer. The transcript has 7 exons. The record is from RefSeq and is a predicted model, not a curated record.
CUAGCACAUCCAUUCAACAUGUGAUUAUAUUUGGUACUUUACAAUUAAUCUGUGCUUAAUUCCCGCCAAAUCUUUGUUAAUGUGAAUUUUACUAGUGACAUGUAAUUUAAAUGCUGUGUAUAUAAAAACACUAAAGGCAAAGUUCUCUUAAAUGAUUUUUUAUUAAAAGUUUUAUUAUAUACGUUCCAAAUGGGAGAUAUAGGAAAUCUUAAUGAUCUAUUACCAAUUUAUUAUGCUAGGUUGUUUCCUUUUAAUGAUUAUUAUGACUGGCUCAGUUAUGGAAGUACAAAUAACUUCACUAGAAGAGAAUUCUCUUUCACUCUUCAAGAUGAUAUUUAUCUUCGAUUCCAAUCAUUUAGAACUCUCAAAGAUUUAGAAGCAGACAUCAAGAGACUUCUUCCAUUUAAAAUUGACAUUGGUGCUGUGUACAAUGUUCCGCCGAAAGAACAAAGGAAAAGACCAAGAUUUUUCCCCGUAGAAAGAGAACUUGUUUUUGAUAUUGAUAUGACAGAUUAUGAUGAAGUAAGAACAUGUUGCGAAGGUACAGAUAUUUGUAACAAAUGUUGGAAAUUUAUGAUACUUGCAUGUAAAAUAUUGGAUUCCGCAUUGAGAGCUGAUUUUGGAUUCAAACAUAUUCUUUGGGUAUUUUCUGGUAGAAGAGGUAUACAUUGUUGGGUUUGUGAUCUGGAAGCACGCUUUUUAGAAGAUGUUCAACGUGCUGGAGUUGCAGAGUAUUUACAAAUUAUUGGAGGAGGAGAAUACAUGAAAAAGAAAGUCAAUUUAACCACUGAUCCUAUACAUAAAUCUAUUAGACGUGCAUUGGAUAUAAUUGAAGCAGACUUCAUUCCUAUGUGCAUUGAAGAACAAGAUAUAUUAGGAACAAAUGAAAGAAUGGAAAAGUUUCUAGCGAUACUACCUGAUGAAGAAGAUCAACAAGAAUUGAAGAAUUUAUUUGGCCAAUGUUCCUCCAGUACAACUCGAUGGAAGGCAUUCUGUGAAUUUGUCAAAGACAAAAGAGUAAAGAGGGGAUCGAAAUGGUAUUUAUACCGUCAUCUUAGAGAAGAAGUGAUGUUGCAAUAUGCCUAUCCGCGCUUAGAUAUAAAUGUCACAAAAGGGAUGAAUCAUCUUUUAAAAUCUCCUUUCUGCAUACAUCCAAAAACGGGCAAAGUUUGCGUACCAUUUACGGUGAAGACUGUAGAAAAGUUUCAACCGGAUAAGGUUCCAACGAUAAUGACAUUAAUCGACGAAAUUAAUGAGUUCGAUGCGAAGGAGAAGACGGAAGAAAUUAAUAAUUUAGAUACAACAAAGAUAAAAGAUUAUAAAAAGACAAGUUUAAAGAAAUCAUUUCACAUAUUUCACGAAUUUUUAUGGGGACUUAAAGAAGCGCGAAAAGGUUUAAAGGCUAAGGAAAAUGAUGAAAAAAUGGAAUUUUAAAGACUGCAGAGUUAUUUCUGGAUGUAAUAAUAAAUAUUUUACUAAUAAAAUAGAUUGUAUUACUUAUA